Armigeres subalbatus is the source of this 2541-nucleotide messenger RNA. Its product is annotated as facilitated trehalose transporter Tret1-like. The record is from RefSeq and is a predicted model, not a curated record. The coding region runs from base 803 to 2236 and encodes 477 amino acids. The transcript has 5 exons. Gene Ontology annotation, cellular component: membrane. Gene Ontology annotation, molecular function: sugar transmembrane transporter activity. NCBI's taxonomy places the organism in Eukaryota, Metazoa, Arthropoda, Insecta, Diptera, Culicidae. Gene Ontology annotation, biological process: transmembrane transport; carbohydrate transport.
UGUGCUCCAAUCAGAACUUUCAGUCCGCGCUCAACGUUCAUCGGACAUAUCACGUCUCAGUUCGGUCGGUUUAUCUCCCAUGCGAUAUUCAAAAUACGUUUGUAAUUAUUAGCACGAUUUAAGUGACGUCCCGGCAAAUCCAGUGCGCUGCUUCACCGUAGCUUACUUUAUAAAUUUUCGCAUUUGCGAUCUGUUCCCUUCCCUCGCCGACGCUUACCGCUAGCCGCAAGCGCCAAGAGCCAAGCGACGACGCUGGAGAACUAUCAUAAUCAUUCGUUCGGUACCCGGUGUCCGAGAAGCAUCAUCUCUCGCCAUCCAGUAGCAGCGCUCGAACCUCGAAUAUCUCAAAUCGCAAUAUUGAGUCUAGAACAUCCCGCGGGUACAGUGUGCGGUGCUAAUCAAUUGCUUAAACUUUGGGAUAUCGGUAUCAAAUCAACGGUGUAGUGCUGACCAAGUGAUUCUUCAUAUCCGGCGAGAGUGAUAAAAUCCAGGAAAUCGAGACCAAUUAAACGACUUGAUGACAAACAGCCGUCCAAAUCAAUAGUGCGCAGUGACGAUCCAUUCGGCUGUAUUAUUGAUCACCACCUAGCCGAAUCCGAUCACGUGCCAAUACGAAAAGAGAUUUCACCGCGAUAGAAGAAAGAAAAAGUAAUCCCAGUGCUGUUGCAGACGGAAGUGUUGUUAUUUAAUUGCCACUUAUUACGCGCUAAACCACUUUGCGGUAUUAGAACAACAGUGCAGUGAUCGGGGUUUGCAACUAACAAAGUGAUCUACAACACUUGAUCAGCGAUAGCUCUCAACAAUGACAGAAACGAAACUCCCCAUCUCGAUAAAGGCCAAUCGACGGCUCGUUCACCAGUAUUUGGCGGCUAUUUGCGUUAACAUCAUUUCGUUAGCGCAAGGUACCGCCAUUGGAUGGUUGUCGCCAUUUCUCCCGCUGCUUGUUUCCGCGAAUGCUCCCCUGCACACCGGCCCCGUAACGGAUAUCCAAGCUACGUGGAUCGCUUCGCUGCUCUGUGUAGGUGCUAUCUUCGGGACGGUUCUUUUCGGCUGGUCAGCGGACAAAUUCGGGCGGAAGUUUUCGCUCUGCAUUGCAGCUAUCCCCCUUCUCGGAUUCUGGGCAUGCGUUGCCUUCGGAGGAUACGUGGAAAUCUUGUACCUGGGGCGAGUGCUGGCAGGUUUGGGAGCUGCCGGAGUAUUCCUUCUUGUACCGCUCUACGUUACAGAAAUUGCAGAGGAUAGCAUACGAGGCUCUCUAGGAUCAUUCUUCAUCCUAUUCAUAAAUAUAGGAACGUUGGUGUCGUUCGUCGUUGGCAGCUAUUUGUCAUAUCACAUCACAUCGUACAUUCUCAUGACAUUGCCGAUCGUGUUUUUGCUGUGUUUCAUAAAUUUUCCGGAGACACCGCAGCACCUUAUUCGUUGCAACAAAAUUGAAGAGGCUGAGUGCUCGCUGAAGUAUCUUCGCGGUUACACAACUUCUUUGGAGCAUGUUGAAAUGAUGAAGACGGAAAUGACUACCAUGAUUAACCAGGUUUACCCGAACGGAAAAGAUUCCAGUGAAGAUUCAUCUCUGAAGUUGGCUGAUUUUGCACCGUUUUCAACCAAGAAAGCUCUCUUGAUAGGAAUGGUCCUGGUUACGUUGAAUCAGUUCUCGGGAUGCUUCGCCCUCAUCAAUUACACAGCGAACAUUUUUGCUGAAGCUGGAUCGGAUCUGAAUCCCAACACAGCUGCUAUGAUCGUGGGCAGCAUCCAAAUCGUGGGUUCUUACGUUUCCACCUUAGUGGUUGAUCGUUUCCAGCGGAAGGUGCUUUACAUCGGAACUGCCUUCGGAUCUUCUGUUGGUCUGGCUGCGAUGGGAGUUCACGCCUACCUUAAAAUGUACGGAUUCGAUGUCAGUGCAAUCAAUUGGAUCCCGGUGGCCAGCUUAUCGUUUGUGAUAUUCAUCGCCGCGUGCGGUAUCCUGCCGCUAACUUUCGUGAUCCUGUCGGAGAUCUUGCCACAGAAGCUGAGAAGCUUCGGAGGAUCUCUGUGCACCACAUUCCUUUGGGUGGUGAGCUUCAUUGUGAUCAAGUACUUCCCUGUGAUGGUGGAAGUGCUGGGUAUGCAUGGCUGCAUGUGGACCUUCGCCGGAUGUUGUAUGUUCGGAAUGUUCUUCAACGCGUUGUUUAUUCCGGAAACGCGAGGAAAGAGCAUUGAAGAAAUCACGCUAGCAAUGGAGGGUAGGAACAAGGAUUAAAAGGGCAGUGCCAUGAGUGUGUGCGUGAAUAUAAGUUUGAGUGCCAUUAGAAGGUUAUGCAACCAAAUAAGUCGUGAGGAAAUUAUGCAAAAAAUGAAAAAUGUGUGUAGAGAGUGAUGAGUCAGUGACCGAUAUUUAAAGCGUAUAACGCAGUGUUUCCUAUUAGUUUGACUUCUCUCAUUAGCUUUACGUAGAAUAUGGCAUUAUUUAAUUUAUAUCAACAAAUUGUGAUUGAUGUGAUGAAACUAUUUUACUUUCUAAAUAAAUUAUGAGAUUAUAAGAAGGGUAAUUUAUUUUUUGUUCGC